Messenger RNA from Fusarium coffeatum, 1089 nucleotides. RefSeq lists its product as uncharacterized. Bases 1 to 1089 code for a protein of 362 amino acids. Gene Ontology annotation, molecular function: oxidoreductase activity. The transcript has 3 exons. Lineage: Eukaryota; Fungi; Ascomycota; Sordariomycetes; Hypocreales; Nectriaceae. The record is from RefSeq and is a predicted model, not a curated record.
AUGUCAAACGAAUCUACUAUUCCUGAGAAGAUGAGAGCGCUGAGAUUAUUCGAGUACAACAAGAGCUAUGAACUUUGCGAUGAUGUCCCUGUGCCGACACCAAAGCCAGACGAGGUUCUCGUCCGUGUGGCUACUGCUGGUUUCUGCCACAGCGAUAUUAUGGUACAUCAUGGCUUAACACAGGUACCAUUACCGUUCAUCGGUUCUCAUGAGCCAGCCGGUACCAUAGUCAGCCUUGGAUCUGAAGUAUCAGAAUCAUGGCAAGUGGGAGACCGUGUAGGAGUCACAAACUUCAUGGAUCCUUGCAACAGUUGUGGAGGCUGCAAAUGGGCAAACCAGACUAUCGGAUCUCUUGAUCCAAGGUUCUGCGAUAACAGGACAAUGUGUGGUAUCCUUCGUCGCGAUGGGGCGUUCGCUGAGUAUAUGACUGCUUGGCACGGCGCACUUGUUCAUUUGCCUGAUGAUAUGAGUUUCGAACAAGCAGCACCUUUGAUGUGUGCUGGAGCAACUGUAUGGCAUGCUAUCAACCAAGCAGAUGUACAGACGGGACAGACCAUAGCCAUCGUUGGAAUAGGUGGUCUUGGAGUGUUGGGUAUUCAAUUUGCAAAAGCUCGAGGUCUUCGAGUUGUGGCUAUCGACAACCAUGAAACUGGACUGAAGCUCGCAUCAGAGGUGCCCUCCCAUCUCAAACCGGACCUCAUCCUCAAAUACGACGACCCAGAAGCGAUCCAAAAGAUAUCGGAUUUCACAGAUGAGAUCGGCCUCAAAGCUGCUGUCGUAUGCAACAGCGAUGAUGAUGCCAAUGACUGGGCCGCGAAGCGACUGCAACCGAGGGGCGUGUUAGUCGCAGCAGGCUUUCCAGAGAAUGGAUUCAAAUUUGACCCCAUGAACCUUGUGUUGAGGGAGAUUGUAGUCAAGGGGAUCGUUCAUUGCAGCAUGGAGGAAACAAGGGAGAUGAUGGAGUUUGUGACCCAACAUGGCAUUCGCAGCCAUCUGAGCUUGCUUGCGAUGGAGGAGGCAGAGGAUAUCAUUACCAAGUCCCAGGCCCAUGCCUUAGUUGGCCGUCCAGUUGUCAAGAUUCAAAGAUAG